Budorcas taxicolor (takin) is the source of this 1920-nucleotide messenger RNA. It is a transcript of the gene CCT5, whose product is annotated as chaperonin containing TCP1 subunit 5. Bases 65 to 1690 code for a protein of 541 amino acids. The transcript is spliced from 11 exons. Gene Ontology annotation, cellular component: chaperonin-containing T-complex. NCBI's taxonomy places the organism in Eukaryota, Metazoa, Chordata, Mammalia, Artiodactyla, Bovidae. Gene Ontology annotation, biological process: protein folding. The record is from RefSeq and is a predicted model, not a curated record. Gene Ontology annotation, molecular function: ATP binding; ATP-dependent protein folding chaperone; ATP hydrolysis activity.
GGCGGGCUCUGGGUUCCGGCGUGGUCUCCGCCGGUUGAGAGAGUGUAACUCUUGCUGCCGCAUCAUGGCGUCCGUGGGGACCCUCGCCUUCGAUGAAUAUGGCCGUCCUUUCCUCAUCAUCAAGGAUCAGGACCGCAAGUCUCGUCUUAUGGGACUUGAAGCCCUCAAGUCUCAUAUAAUGGCAGCGAAGGCUGUAGCAAAUACAAUGAAAACAUCACUUGGACCAAACGGGCUUGAUAAGAUGAUGGUGGAUAAAGAUGGUGACGUGACUGUGACCAAUGAUGGCGCCACCAUCUUAAGCAUGAUGGACGUUGACCACCAGAUCGCCAAGCUGAUGGUUGAACUGUCCAAAUCACAGGAUGAUGAGAUCGGAGACGGAACCACAGGAGUGGUUGUCCUGGCUGGCGCCCUGUUGGAAGAGGCUGAGCAGCUGCUGGACCGCGGCAUCCACCCCAUCAGGAUCGCCGACGGCUAUGAGCAGGCCGCCCGCAUCGCUAUUGAACACCUGGACAAGAUCAGCGACAGUGUCCUUGUCGACAUGAAGAACACUGAGCCCCUGAUCCAGACGGCGAAGACCACACUGGGCUCCAAAGUGGUUAACAGCUGUCACCGUCAAAUGGCCGAGAUCGCCGUGAAUGCCGUCCUCACCGUGGCCGACAUGCAGCGCAGGGACGUUGACUUCGAGCUCAUCAAGGUAGAAGGCAAGGUGGGCGGGCGGCUGGAGGACACCAAGCUGAUCAAGGGCGUGAUCGUGGACAAGGACUUCAGUCACCCGCAGAUGCCCAAGCAAGUGGAAGAUGCUAAGAUUGCAAUCCUCACGUGUCCAUUUGAGCCACCAAAACCAAAGACGAAGCAUAAGCUGGAUGUGACCUCUGUGGAAGAUUUUAAAGCCCUUCAGAAGUACGAAAAGGAGAAGUUUGAAGAGAUGAUCCGGCAGAUUAAAGAAACUGGUGCUAACCUAGCUAUUUGCCAAUGGGGCUUUGACGAUGAAGCGAAUCAUUUACUUCUCCAGAAUGACCUGCCGGCGGUUCGCUGGGUCGGAGGACCCGAAAUUGAGUUGAUCGCCAUCGCCACAGGCGGCCGCAUCGUCCCUCGGUUCUCAGAGCUCACAGCUGAGAAGCUGGGCUUUGCGGGUCUUGUGAAAGAGAUCUCAUUUGGGACCACCAAAGACAAGAUGCUGGUCAUCGAGCAGUGUAAGAACUCCAGAGCCGUCACCAUUUUCAUCAGAGGAGGAAAUAAGAUGAUCAUCGAGGAGGCCAAGCGUUCCCUUCAUGACGCUCUGUGCGUCAUCCGCAACCUGAUCCGGGACAACCGCGUGGUGUACGGCGGGGGCGCUGCGGAGAUCUCCUGCGCCCUGGCAGUCAGCCAGGAGGCCGACAAGUGCCCGACCCUGGAGCAGUACGCCAUGCGCGCCUUCGCCGACGCACUGGAGGUCAUCCCCAUGGCGCUCGCCGAGAACAGCGGCAUGAACCCCAUCCAGACCAUGACCGAGGUCCGGGCCAGACAAGUGAAGGAGGUGAACCCUGCCCUUGGGAUCGACUGUCUGCACAAGGGGACCAAUGAUAUGAAACAUCAACAUGUCAUAGAAACUUUGAUCGGCAAAAAGCAACAGAUCUCUCUUGCAACACAAAUGGUCAGAAUGAUUUUGAAGAUUGACGACAUCCGUAAGCCUGGAGAAUCUGAAGAGUAAAGAGAAUUUAGAGUAAAAUAAGGAGUAAGAUCCACUCCUGUGACUAAAUAAAUGGGGGUCUUGUGCUGCAUCUACAGCUAUUUAUUGUUAACGUCCGGUAUCAGACACUGUCGUAGAUGCUAUGACAACAGUAGCUAUUUGUAACCAUAGUUUCACUUGUUAGAGACAUGGAAGUGUAGAGGUGAUCUCACAAGGUUUUGUAUUUGUUAUAUUAAAGGGAACUCUAAACA